Messenger RNA from Myotis lucifugus (little brown bat), 909 nucleotides. Its product is annotated as flt3-interacting zinc finger protein 1. The record is from RefSeq and is a predicted model, not a curated record. Gene Ontology annotation, cellular component: nucleus. Lineage: Eukaryota; Metazoa; Chordata; Mammalia; Chiroptera; Vespertilionidae.
AUGACGCCCCGCGGCCAGCGCGCCCUGUCCCCGCCGGCCCGGCCCCAGCACCGCCGCCGCCCCCCGCGGCCCUUUCCCUGCUUGGCCGCCCCUGUGGGCCGCUACACACCGAUUGUGAAGCCCUUCCAGUGCCCGCGUUACAGAGCGCAACUUAACGCUCCGGCGUUGCUGGAGCCACUCAAGCUGACGCACAACCUGCAGGGCCCAGGCGCACCCCCGCAGGCCUGGGCCGCGGGGGCUGGUGCGGGAGAGACCCCUGGCGAGGGUGGCGCUGAGGAGGCAGGGGAUGGCAGGCCGGCCUGGGACGGCGGGCUCCUCCUGAGCCGCGUGGGGGGCGGUGUGCCCGAGCUGGGGGGACUGCCCUCGGGGGGGGGGGCGGCGGGAAGGCCCCCCCCACCGGCGGCCGCGGCGGAGCCCUGGGAGGACACCCUGUACCCUUGCGACUGCGGGACCUUCUUCGCCUUGGCCGCGCUGGCCAGCCACCUGGAGGCGCACUCGGCGGCCACCUACGGCUGCGGCCACUGCGGGGCGCUGCACGCGGCCCUGGCGGCUCUGGAAGAGCACCGACGUGCCAGCCACGGGGCCCCCCAGGGGGAGCCCGCGGCCGGGGAGCCCGCCGCCAGCUCUGGCUGCAGCAAGAUCUUCGGCAGCUCCGAGUGCAGCUCCGAGUGCGAGAAGCUCUUCCGCGCCCCGCGGGACCUGGAGCGGCACGUGCUGGUGCCCACGGGCGAGAAGCCGUUCCCGUGCCUCGAGUGCGUCAAGUUCUUCCGCCAGGAGUGCUGCCUCAAGCGCCACCGGCUGCUGCACAGCACUGAGCGGCCCUUCCCCUGCCACAUCUUCGGCAAGGGCUUCAUCACACCCCGCAACCUCUCCAGGCACCUGAAGCUGCACCGCGGCACGGACUGACCA